GGCAAGUUAAGUAGAGGGCUACAUCAGCUAGAAAGUAGAAGGUCAGCUAGCUAGUUGCGAUUUACAGUAUGGCGUGUGCACAACAAGUGAGAACGUCACAGAGCACUCAGCUGUUUCCUAAUCAGAUUGUCUCGGAGCAGCAGUCAUUGGUUGUUAUGAAGAAGCUUCUAGCCAUUGCAGUGUCUGGCAUCACAUACCUCAGGGGCAUUUUCCCGGGGAAAGCCUACGGGAGAAAAUAUGUGGAAGAUCAGCAAGUGAUGAUCCUCAGAGAGGAACACAGCUGUCCUGGUGCCACUCAGAUUCUUCAGUGGAUGCAAGGAUGUUUUGAUGCCAUCGAAAAGAAAUACCUUCGGACAGUCAUUAUAUCUAUUUAUACCGACCCAGAGAACCCACAGAAAGUGACAGAGUUUUACCACUUUAGGAUCCAGUACUCUGCAGCAGGGGCACACAUGGAUUUUGAAAGCAAUAACAACAUCAAAGUCUCAUCAAUGUCAUGUGGAAACACCAGGAAAGCCAUCAUCCUGCUGGUGAGGAAGCUCUACACUGUGAUGCAGUACCUGGGCCCUCUGCCAGAAAAUGUCUACCUCAACAUGAAGCUGGCUUACUAUGACGAUGUUACUCCUCAGGCAUACCAACCACCUGGCUUUAGGGAGGCUGACUGUGACACUAUGGAGUUUGAACAGGAACCUGUCAAACUGACAAUGGGGGAGGUGGUCAGCCCCUACCAUACCUUAAAGUUUGACAUGGCCACAGAAAGACACAGGCUAGAGCAGGUGGAGGAAAAGUGGGUCUUGAAGAUAGAUGAAGAGGAUGCCAUCACCCAGAGUGAAGACCCUAAAUGUGUGGAGGAGGCUCAAAAGGAGAACACAAUCCUGGAGAACACUGAGGUGCAGGUGAGCUGUCAUGAGGAGACCAAUACUUGUGAGGAAGUCACAGAGAUGGACACUCUGGUGAAAAAGACUUCUUAUAUGGAGGUGGGGACGAAAAGGACCAGGAGUGCAAGGAUCAUCAAGCCAACUAUGGCUUCUCAGUUUCCCACCAGUCAGGAAACGCCGUCCACUGACUUGCCUAAGAAGAAACGUAAGUUUAGCGAGCCUAAAGAACGCUACUGACAUCACAGCCUACUGUUAAUCCAGCAGUGAUGUUUUUUCUUUUUUGAAUUUCGAUUUUGAUCACAAGUUCUACAGUUUGAUUUUUAGAACAUGUUACUGACUUUUUUUGGCGAUGUUUCAGAAACAUUUUGAGGUUUUGCCAUUACUGUCCGAUGGUUAGGUUUGUUGUUUGAAUGACAUAGUGAUCUGAAAUACAUUGUUAAAUGAUGUUCAUCAGUAAUGUUGGAAUACCUAUGCCCAAAACAGUGUUUUUACUUUUUAAUGGUUGUUUGUUUUAUUUUAACCAUU
Messenger RNA from Pelmatolapia mariae (spotted tilapia), 1400 nucleotides. It is a transcript of the gene hormad1, whose product is annotated as HORMA domain containing 1. The record is from RefSeq and is a predicted model, not a curated record. The transcript has 15 exons. Bases 69 to 1112 code for a protein of 347 amino acids. NCBI's taxonomy places the organism in Eukaryota, Metazoa, Chordata, Actinopteri, Cichliformes, Cichlidae.